CAUCCGAUGGACAAAAGGAAUAAUUGUGCCUCCGCUGAGGACAUUACUGAGACUCGGAACUCUAGCCAGAAGCUCGAGGUCAGGAUUCUUCGUUCUAGACCCGCGAAGAAGCCACCUGCCGACUCAGUGGAUACUCUAGUGAAACCAACUACUAAAAGAAUAAGAAGGAAAAGACCCACAGAGAGACGUCCUGAUGACGAUGAGUUGUCAAAAAUUCGUAAGCAAAUUAAAUACUUUUUCAAUCGGAUAAGCUAUCAUCAGACUUUUGUUGAAGCAUAUACACGUAAAGGCUGGAAAAAUCAAAGUGUGGAAAAGAUAAGGCCCGAGAAGGAUCUUGAACGGGCCAAGAAGGAUAUCAUGCGGUACAAAUUAAAAAUACGAGAAGCUUUCCAGAAUCUGGAUCAUCUUCUAACUGUGGGGAAGCCCGAGGAAUGUUUGCUUGAUUCUGAAGGAAAUAUGUCUUCAAAUGAUAUUGUUUGUGCCACUUGUAGUUUAAAAGAAGAUACAUUGGAUAAUGACAUCAUUCUCUGUGAUGGAGCCUGCAAAAGAGGGUUCCACCAGAAUUGUCUAAACCCUCCUUUACUGACUAAAGAUAUCCCCGAGGGAGAGGAAAAAUGGCAUUGCCCUGCAUGUGUUUGCAAGAUAGACUGUAUAGAAUCAAUAAAUAAAUUCCGAGGGACAUCAGAUCUUUCAAUUAGUGACUCUUGGCAGAAAGUUUUUCCUGAGGCUGCUGCCAUGGCACACGGGUCUAUGCAAAGUGAUGUACCUGAUCUUCCAUCGGACGAUUCAGAAGAUGAUGACUUCGACCCCAAUAUAUCCGAAGAACAUGUGGCUUGUCAUGUGGAAGGAUCAUCAGAAGAGGAUGGGGAUGAAGGUUCAUACUCUGAUGACUCCAAUUCCAUCACCUCUUCUGACAGUUUAGAACAUCUGAAGGAGGGAGAGAAAGUUGAUGACCUUCGAUUACCUUCUGAUGACUCGGAGGACGAUGACUAUGAUCCAGCAGGGCCAGAUUCUGAUGAAGAUAUGAAAGAGAAGCAAGAUGAGUCAGACUUCACAUCGGACUCUGAUGAUUUCUGUGCUGACAUUGCGAAGUCUUGUCAUAUGGAGGAAGUUUCGUCUGGUCGUAAGGCUGGAGAUCAUACUAAUGACUUGGAAGGGGCCCCUGUUGGACCUAACACAUCAAUGUCACAUCUCACAACCAAGGACAUUGAGAUCGACCAGGAUGCGAUUUUACCAUCAAGGAGACGGCAGGUUAAACCAUUGGACUACAAAAAACUUUAUGAUGAUGCUUAUGGGGAAGCACUAUCUGAUUCAAGCGAUGGUGAAGACUGGUCUGGGAAGAGCACACUCAAAGAACACAGUGAAGAAGAAAUUGAAGUGGAUUCAUUUGUACACAAAAGCUCCAGGAGAACGCGAGAUGUGCAUCGUGACGGUUUUCAUGGUUUUGUAAAUGAUCAAUACUCCAGGGGGCUGACCUCUGGUCCUGAAGUGGACCAUGUUGUUUUACCUGUUUCAGCGAGACAGCACAUUCAGUCUCCGGAAAGCGAAAAACUCUACGCUGUUAUUCCUACUUGGUGCUAUGAAAAGGAUGAGAGAUGGGCAAGUUUGGUGGAUAGGUGGCUCGGUGAGGAUGCAGUGUUUGUUGCCAAGAGCACAAAGAGUCGGGCUAACCGUGGAACCGACGGAACAUAUGACCAAGGAAACAGGAACCACUGGGACUACAAGUGUGUGUUAGAGUGA
Triticum aestivum (bread wheat) is the source of this 1740-nucleotide messenger RNA. RefSeq names its product homeobox protein HOX1A-like. Gene Ontology annotation, molecular function: DNA binding; chromatin binding. The record is from RefSeq and is a predicted model, not a curated record. The transcript has 8 exons. Gene Ontology annotation, biological process: negative regulation of gene expression, epigenetic. Bases 7 to 1740 code for a protein of 577 amino acids. Gene Ontology annotation, cellular component: nucleus. NCBI's taxonomy places the organism in Eukaryota, Viridiplantae, Streptophyta, Magnoliopsida, Poales, Poaceae.